Messenger RNA from Penicillium taxi, 2550 nucleotides. Its product is annotated as putative Sin3 complex subunit (Stb2). The coding region runs from base 1 to 2550 and encodes 849 amino acids. The transcript has a single exon. Gene Ontology annotation, cellular component: Sin3-type complex. Lineage: Eukaryota; Fungi; Ascomycota; Eurotiomycetes; Eurotiales; Aspergillaceae. The record is from RefSeq and is a predicted model, not a curated record.
AUGCAGGCCAGCACUCCAGCUGCAUUGUUGGAUCGUCGAGACUCCCAAAAGGCAUCUGAUCCCAUCAGGGGAAGCCCUGCAUCCAUAAAAGGUCCUGAGCGCCCGCAUCAAAGACUCGUCUUUACAGAUCCCGUUGCCCUGAGAUACCUGGAAGAAGACCCCUCCACAGAUAUCCUUCACCGCCGUUGUACCCUACAGGGCUACGAAAUCUACAUUGUAGAGCAAUGGGCCUGCUCGCGCAUUCAUCCUACCUUCGUCAUAUCAACUUAUACCGGUGAUCCGUCACAUACUGUUAUAGUGGGUGUGUUGGUUGUUCCUACAAAUGAAGAAACAUGGUCGGCUCGCUUGAAGAUGUACUUCAACGCUAUGAAGCAGUACCACGCUCGGAAAAAGGAGACGCCUCUGGGCACAGUCAUGGUGACUGACUUGGGCUCGUUUCCGUCAGCGCUGACCGUGAUUCCGGUGCCCCAAGGCGAUAUCAAGAAACACAGAGAGGACUUCAUUGUCAAUGAAGACUUGAAACGGCUUGGUUGCGCUGGUCGCGCAGGCCUCAAGCUUCAAGAUCCCGUGCCGGCCACCGCAGCGAAGUUCUAUCAGCUAUACCGAACGAGCGAACGCGUUCCCCUAUACAACUCAGUCGUGGAAUUGGUCAAGCAGUGUCAGAUUGCCUUAAUGAUAUUUGGCAAGCUCGCGCCGGAGUAUGUAGACGGUCUCCUCUGCGAUGUAACAGAGAAGGCCAUCAGGGACUGGUGGACAGAUAUAGGUACUGAUCUGUACAAUAUCGAACUAGGUGAUGGUAUCUUAGGGCCAACCACUGUCGCAGCUUUGCUAGGAACUCUUCUUGGUGCUCGAAAUCGACUACAUGCUUGCGGUGCCCCGGUCGGCAAGGACGCUUUUGACAUUGACAACCUCAAAAGAGGCAUUUCUAAUUUCCAGAAAGCGCAGAGGAUGCAUCGGUCAUGCAAUCUUGAUCGACAGACCUUGGAUCGACUGCACCGGGCCACAGCAAGGGCUGCCAAUACCGAAGGAUGGACGGAUGCUGUCAAGUCAACCAUGACCGAGCUUAGUGGACAGGGAGGAGAGAUGGUCAUGAGUAUGGUUCGUGGACGUGACAAAGGUGGUGUCGGAGAUAUUGAAACCCUGGAUCUGGACAUCUUUGUACAGUACGUUUAUGGAUCAAGGGCAAAGUGGCUAUGGUUGGGGAAGUCGCGCAAGCAUGGCAAUGAGCAGGAAUUCUCCCAGGGGCCUGGCACAGAUAUGAUGUUCACAACCGACGAUCAGGGCGGAUAUGUCUGGACGAGUCAGAAGAAGCACUCAACAGAGGACUUACAGGUUGAGCGAGUGCCCUCAGGCCUUAAUAGGCAAUGGAAGGCACCCGAAUCACUACCCGCAGAAGACAAAGAACAUCGGAGGAAGGGCGUAAGUGAGAGAGUCUCAGAUGCACGGGCUGGCCUAGGUCGCUUCAAAGAUGCAGUCGGACUACCCGGUCUUCGCUCACAUCACAACAAGCACUCGCGAGAGGGUAUCGAACUGACACACGAUGCUGCAUACAACCCUCACAUCGACAGCGACACAGAGUUGUCGGCGGUUCAGUCGAGAACAGGGUCCAAUCUUCCAGAUGCGAAAGCGGGCGAGGAAUUAGAACCCCGACCAGAUGAUGACCGAAAGAGUAGAUCUAAACCUACUGCUGUAGUUGAAUCGAGUUCGGACGCAAAGACUCCCGAGAUUCACAUCGAGUCCGUACCGCCAGAGGAGGACAAACUACACGUCCCGCAACAAGACCUUCUGGAUAUCCCGCAGUUUGACGCAGCUACAGAUGACGAGUCAGAUAUAGAGCGAGUUAUGUCCCGGUCCACCACCGGUUCGAGUGAGGGGGAUCGCGAUCAAACCGAGUCAGUCGCGGACCUAGCUAUGCUAGCUCUUCGACGAUCACAGAGCUGUGAGCAGAUUGAGAACAGUGCAACCUUCUCCCAACGGAAAGAUGAAAUGUGCCCUCGGCACCUGUCCUUUAGCUGGGUUGAAGAAGUGGUGCUUCACUGGAAUCCCAUCUGUGAAAAGCCAAUCAUAAAAGAAACCGCAAAUUUUGAGGAGGCCAUAAUGCAGGAGGAAAUCAUGGCGUCAGAAUUGUGCAUUUCUAGUUCCCGAAUUCUCAAGAUGGGUGAGCUCACUGUUCCCUGGGUUGAGCGGCAAGUGACUGCUGUGGAGGAUCUCAACCAGGUGCUAUACGACCGACACGAAGAACUCAGUUCUGUUUACCUGGAACGAAUGAAGGACUAUCAGUGCCUUCAAGAUACAUCUAAUGAUAUUCUGAUGGAUGAGCACUCCGGCCUCAACGACAGCGUCAAACGCGUUGAACUUCUGGGGGCGAAACUCGACUAUGAGUUACAUGUGCUUGCAUCUAAAGUGGAGGACAUGGAAGAAGGCCUGUCUGACUUCGAACGACAUAUUGUCAACGUAGAAACCAGGUUCAAAUCUUUACUGAAGGGAGAGGAAGAGCACAGUGUUUCCUGGAUGACAUGGGUUCGACGCAGCUUCGGCUUUGCGCAAUGA